AUCAAACCCUAACUUGAGGAUUCUCGACGCUCUCUCCUCACCCUCUUACGCCUCUCUCCAUUUUUCUUAUCUCUCUUCAGAUCUCGCUAAGUCGCACCUCAAUCCCAUAUACUUGUACUUUCACUCCUUGUGCGAUAUUUUUUUGUGCUCAGAUGGGUAAUGCCAAUGCCACGUCAUCUUCGGCGAGAUCUAACGGCGGCGACAGUCAUCAUCAACGUCCUUCUUCAGACUCUGUGAACAGUUCUCCUUCUCCUUACUUGUUCACCCCUCAGAUGGGGAAGGCGGACUCUGACUCUGACUCUGACUCUGGCUUCAACGUAUAUGCGUAUCCUUCCUUCAACAGUCGGCCUCGUUCUCCCGGAAGCCCCGCUCGUUCUACUUACUUGUUCACCCCUCAGAUAGAGAAUGAGAAUACUAAAGAAGACAACCCCUCUGGAGUUGACGCAUAUACCACAUCAUCCACGGCAAGACCUGACGGCGCUGAAGAGCUCUCUAAAGAAGCGGAGUUUCAUACAAAUGUACACAACUUGCGCAAGAUGGCUCAAGAGCUCUUGGAGAAAGGCUACAAUGAGAAAGGAUUCCACGUUACCACGAUGCUGAAGUACUUUGAGAAGGAUUCCAAGUCUAAGGAUCCUCAAGAUGUGCCAUAUUGUAAUUGGCUAGUGGGAAUGGAUUCAGUGGUAACCAAUAUGGGAAGUCCUUAUUGUUACUGGGACCUCUCUACUCGUAUUAACUACAUGAACUUACCUUUGUGCGAGGACGUCUUUCUAGUAAAGAAGAUGAAGUUACUUGGAGUAAACAUCAUGCUUGACAAUAAACCAAAGGUUUCUGGAGACAUCAGUUUCGGCUUUGAUCAUGUCAAAUUGGUAGCCGGUGUUGGAUGGCGAGACAAUCUGGAGUCAAAUAUAGAAUUGCUUGUCUUUUGGAAGCAUAUAGCUCUGAAAUUGAGAACAUCUGGUUUUUACAGAGAUGCCUGUUAUCUAGAGAGAUCGGAUAUAGCAGUUGCAUUGAUUGAGUCUCCGAUGAAAGUAGCGGCUGAAGUCUCAUAUGAUUUCACGACUGAAAGAUUAUUUAGCUAUUGCAUAGGAGGUGCUUUUCAAACCAAUGACUUCCUGGCUUCAGUCACAUAUUGGAGAGAUUCAUUGAUUGGAUCAUGUGUGAAGAAGUUUGCCCAAUUUGAUAUGGGGAUUGAGAUAGUUAAACCGAUCUUCUCACAACGAUGCACAAUGACAUUUGGUAUUUGCAAGAGCAAGGCUAAGGAGUUAUACAGGAUGAAGAUCAACAACUUUGGAGUUCUCAACGGGAGCAUUGAGAGAAAUUUUUGGCCCAAAGCUCUUGUUUCUGUUUCCGGCCAAGUGGAUUUGAAGAAUAUGGGCUAGUCUCCCAGGUUUGGGUUAAAAGUGCUCUUUAAUCCACCAUCAUUGGUUGAGACGUAUGAUAUUGGGAAAGAAGGAUGGGAUCAGUCUUGAGACUGUUAACAUGAUUGGGGAAGAAGGAUGGGAAAAGUUACAUGAUGAUUAUCACGUCAGAGCUUUUCUUUAUUGGUUUGGUAGUUUAUGUCUAUGGUUUGGGUUAAUAUUUAUGGUUUAUUAAACAUUAUGGAA
Raphanus sativus (radish) is the source of this 1604-nucleotide messenger RNA. RefSeq lists its product as uncharacterized. Gene Ontology annotation, biological process: transmembrane transport. Bases 153 to 1379 code for a protein of 408 amino acids. Gene Ontology annotation, cellular component: mitochondrial outer membrane. The record is from RefSeq and is a predicted model, not a curated record. NCBI's taxonomy places the organism in Eukaryota, Viridiplantae, Streptophyta, Magnoliopsida, Brassicales, Brassicaceae. The transcript is spliced from 9 exons.